AUGAAGGUAGCAAGAGACAACAGGGAGGUAGCGGGAGAAGAGAUUGCAGGAGAUGGGAGACAAGAAACAGGAGUAGAGAUUGCACAGCGCAAUAAAGGCGACGUCCGGGAGAGAAAUAAAACAGGAGGCGACAAGGUAGGAAAGUCUAGAACAAGUAAUAGCGAGAGGAGAGACAACAGAGGAGGGCAGUUAAAGAGAAGAAAUAGGAAAAGUACACAAGAGGACCAAGCAAGGCAAGCAAAGACAGGAGGGAGCGUCGAAAACGAGGGAGCAAUAGAAAAUGAAAAGAGAAGGAGAGACAAUAAUGGCGAAGUUAGUUUGGAGGAAUUGAGCGAAGACGAGAAUGGGAGAAGAGUACAAGAUAAGGGGAGGAGAGAAGAAAGGAUAAAGGUGGAGGAAGAAGAGAAACAAGGAUACAAAG
Molecule: messenger RNA, 421 nt
Organism: Racocetra fulgida
Lineage: Eukaryota; Fungi; Glomeromycota; Glomeromycetes; Diversisporales; Gigasporaceae
Source: the annotation of a GenBank genome assembly